Messenger RNA from Prorocentrum cordatum, 1721 nucleotides. Lineage: Eukaryota; Dinophyceae; Prorocentrales; Prorocentraceae. The record is from the annotation of a GenBank genome assembly.
AGAGCGUGCGCCGCGCCGCAGGGCCGCGCGCGCGGCAGGCGCUGGCAUGCCGGGCAGCCACGGGGCCGCGCCGCAGUGGACCAUCCCCAGCGCCGAGAGGGGCAGGCCUCCGCGGACAGGCGCGGACGCCAUCGAUCCCGGGGCUUACAAGGUCGAGAGGGACUUUCCGACCUCCGCGGACGAGCUGCGAAAGGGCAAGCUGACCUCGUCGAGAUCCUCACCCUCGUUCACCUUCUCUGGGGAGGAUCGAACUGACGGCCGCGGCAAGCUGAAGGGGAUGAACUUUCCGCUGGGCCGCUGGCACAGCGACGCCGGCCCCGGGCAGUACGAUCUCGAGAUGACCUGGCCAGCCCGCCAGAGGGCCAAGCAGCCGCACUACUCCGUGCCAAAGGCCGCGAGGGCCACGCAGGCAGCUCCUCGCGGGCCCGGGCCCGGCGAGUACUGCCUGCCGAGCCAGUUCGGCAAUGCCGGCGCGCGGAGCCUGGAGCCGCUCGAGGUGGCGGCCAGGAGUCAGAGGAGAGAGGCGCGAAGAAGUGCGUCCGGGAGGCGGAGUUUCACACCAUCUUCCAGAGCAUCCACGCUUCCGCCCGGCGUGGCCCACAGGUAGCAGCCCCGGCGCGCCUGGACAGGUAGGCCACCGGAUCGACGGAGGCGUGACCCGGGCUCGGGCUCCGCGUUCUCCUGAAGGCUUGUUGUUUCGUGUUGGUUGUGCCUCCUCGUGGUCCGCCGAGCCUGCAGCGAGGCUUGCCGUCCGCAGCAGGCACUUGUGCACAAGAGUGCCAGGCCAGUCGCGGUGGGGUGUGCAAUUGUAUCCUGCGAGCCUCAUUUCACUGAGAGUAAAAGAACUCCGAACCCGAAUCACAGAUUGAAGACGCCUCUUCAAGACUUCUCAGAAGGCCAGGGGAGCUUUUCUCUCAGGAGUGCCCGCCGACGGAGAACCACCGUGCCUUUCGGGAGCGGCAGCGAUCCUCAGACGGCUGCCCUCCUGACCAGCCCACUGCUGCUCAUGCUGGAAUCCUGGCAGGUGGCAUUCCUCGUCUGCCUGGGUAUUCUCUUGACACGAGCCCAGCUUCUUUCUGUUUGGAUGUAUGGCGUAACCGGUUAUUGCUCCAGCUUGAUCGCCCACAGCCCACGAAGAUCUACAAGGAGCCCUGUGCAACAAUGAGAAUGCGAUACCGCUGCUCUCUGGGCUUUCCCCGUGGGGCGGCCCGACCAGGAUUUUGCGGCGACUCCCGUUGUGGCGAUCAGUUUCUCCCAGGUAACCCAAGACGGCGAAAACGAGGGAAUGGGCGGUACUGGAAUUGGUAUGUGUUCCCCUUUCUGAGAGUUGCUGGAUAUUCAUGUUCGCCGCCGAAAGUUGAAGGCAUUGCCACUGGGUUUUGAGGCCCACCCAGGCGGUUGAGCCCAUGCCUCUGGCGUCGACCUGUCCCCGAAGCGGGCUGGUCGGACCUCGGAUAGCUUGGAGGCGAGCCGAUUGACCGGCGUCAUCGUCAGCUUCCUCUCCCUACCCUCUCGUUCCUCUUUCUCCUCAUCACCUACCCCUACUCCCUCCGCCCUUUGCCUUCUUUUCCCCUCUCCCCCCCACCCCCCACAAGUGCCACGCCGUGCCAAGAUUUGCGAAGCCGUCGAUGCGGAACGCCACGACGCUUUUUUAGGAGGCCUGUGGUUGUCUGGCAGCCGUCUAGAGGCAGAUGGCAGAUAGGGGUGCUGGUGAGCUAAAG